Molecule: messenger RNA, 1067 nt
Organism: Dermacentor silvarum
Lineage: Eukaryota; Metazoa; Arthropoda; Arachnida; Ixodida; Ixodidae
Product: zinc finger matrin-type protein 5-like
Exons: 2
Coding region: 275-775 (166 amino acids)
Cellular component (GO): U12-type spliceosomal complex
Molecular function (GO): zinc ion binding
Source: RefSeq, a predicted model, not a curated record
CUACUGUGCAUGACUGUGCCAUUAGCAACCAACGCUGUUUGACCGUGGGUUAAACGCGCAAUCACAUUUUCCUGUGUUAGUGAUUUUCAGCAUGCUCGUUGCGACUCUAACAUGUUACUAGAGAGCCUGUUACUGUGCUUUCGUAACUUCUGUGGCUUUAACUCGUCGGUGUAGUCAUUUCAUUUGUCCUGUGGUUAUGCCGAGUCUCCGAGAAUCUACCUGGUGCUCAUAACUUUUGUGUUUAUCCUAAAGUUCCGUAAAUACGGUAACAAAUAUGGGCAAACGUUACCAUUGUGACUACUGCGAUAAGACAUUCCCUGACAGUGCGAACAACCGCAAGAAACAUCUGCAGGGCACUUUUCACACGCGGAUGAAGAGACUUCACUACGACGCAUUUCGUGACGCUGAAACUGUCUUCAAGGUUGAGUCAGUCAAGAAGCCAUGCCGGAGGUUUCAGCAAGUGGGAGAAUGCGAUUAUGGCACCGCAUGCAAGUUUUCACACCUGAGUCCUGGCGAAUUAGCAGAGUUGGCAGCGCGUGCAGAGGCUGAAAAGCAUGCUGCUAAACUACGUCUUUCAAAGCCCCUUCCUGCAGAUGUAACUGUGAUAGAGUGGACUCAUACACACCUCAAAACUCAGGAGAAGCUUCCAGAGCCAUUUGCAUACCAAGAUAUGAUUGCCAAACAAUUUUCAUCUUUGAACAACAGUUUAAGCAGAUCUAUGCAAGCACCUACCCUUGAUGAUUUCUUGGCAUGUAGGCCAAACCAUUGGGGCUGAACAUGAUUUUUGUAGACUUUUGGUGAUGUUUUGGCUGCUUAAGUUCCCUGAACAUUACUAUGUUGUAAAGUUUAAGAAAGAGGCUAACUAUUUAGGGGAACUUCCAUGUACACUCUGUGUGUAGCAGUGGCAUCUGAAGAUUUGAACAUUUCUUUCUACUGAAUGUGUCUCCAAAGUUUGCACCUCUGCUUUGUACACAAACUGCCCCUGUCCACCAUGUUCUCAUUUGCUAAAGUUAACCACAUAUGUACAUUGAACAUUCAUUGAAAAUAAACAUUCCCUUGGUAACAAA